Messenger RNA from Seriola dumerili (greater amberjack), 633 nucleotides. Its product is annotated as transmembrane protein 235-like. NCBI's taxonomy places the organism in Eukaryota, Metazoa, Chordata, Actinopteri, Carangiformes, Carangidae. The record is from RefSeq and is a predicted model, not a curated record. The transcript has 4 exons. Gene Ontology annotation, cellular component: apical plasma membrane. The coding region runs from base 1 to 633 and encodes 210 amino acids.
AUGAGGUACGGAGUGGUGGUUCUUUCUGCUGGGUUUACAGGUUUGCUCAGUUUUUGCCUCCUCGCUGUGGCAAUUGGGACUGAUUACUGGUACAUCAUCGACGUGAAUAAGCCCAACUACACAGGUUCAGACGAUCUGAGUUCACAUUCUGGACUGUGGAGAAUUAAUGAAGGAGCAAACAGGAGUUCUGUCAUCCCCUCUUUCACAGCAAAUAUAUCCUGCCUGUCAGAGGCAGAAAGGCACCUUCUUGGCUUACACAGGGUGGUGGUCAUCGUGCUGCCCCUUAGCCUGGUCCUGCUGGUGUUUGGCUGGAUCUUUGGACUUGUCAGUUCGUUGGCCUACAGCCCCAACUUGCUGGCUGGAUCAGCAACGUACUUUCUCUUCUGCAGUCUUUUCACGCUUUCCGGGGUCAGCAUUUACAUCAAAUACUCCAACCAGGCCAUGGAGGAGUUCCAGCAGACCGUGUCCCCGGAGAACCUCGCCUAUGUGGACGUGUCCUUCGGCUGGUCCUUAGCCACAGCCUGGCUCUCCUACAGCCUGGAAGUGGCCACGGGACUCCUGCUCAUGCUCGCUGCCAGGAUAACUCAAAUGAAGGGACAUUAUGACUCUGGUGUAGCCAUCGCCAUGUUAUAG